Beta vulgaris subsp. vulgaris (sugar beet) is the source of this 1461-nucleotide messenger RNA. RefSeq lists its product as hypothetical. Gene Ontology annotation, molecular function: nutrient reservoir activity. The record is from RefSeq and is a predicted model, not a curated record. The transcript has 3 exons. NCBI's taxonomy places the organism in Eukaryota, Viridiplantae, Streptophyta, Magnoliopsida, Caryophyllales, Amaranthaceae. Bases 115 to 1188 code for a protein of 357 amino acids.
AAAAUAUAUACAUGAAUAACAUGAUCGAUUUCCCUCUUUUUUAAGCUCCUUUUAGUAGCGAUACAACCAACGAGUAUUGUCAAAAACUUGCGAUAUUUUGUUUGUUUUUCAAAAAUGGAAAAGAUGAGCUUGUUGGCUUUAGAGAAACCACAAAUGCUAACUGAGGGAGAUGGAGGAAGCUAUGCUAGCUGGAAUACCACCGUAUUUCCUUAUCUUGGCACUGCCAAAGUUAGUGGUGGAUUUCUUACGUUGAAGCCUCGUGGAUUUGCUUUUCCUCAUUAUGCUGAUUGUAAUAAGAUUGGAUAUGUCAUUCAAGGUACUAAUGGAGUGGCUGGAAUAGUAGCUCCUCAGUGUGAGGAAGAGAAGGUAAUGAAACUUCAAAAAGGAGAAGCCAUAUUUGUACACAAAGGAGAAGCUUCAUGGUGGUACAAUGCAGGGAAUGAUGAUCUCAAAAUCAUAUUCUUAGGUGAGACUCAAAAUGCAACAACCCCAGGUGAAUUUACCUACUGCCUCUUCGCCGGUGUAAUCGGCGUUCUGAAAGGUUUUUCUACCAAAACAAUAACCAAAGCUUAUGACAUCACUGAACUACAAGCCAAUGAGCUCCUUAAUAGCCAAAAACAGCCUUUGAUCACCUCGCUCGACGAGGCGAAAACCAUGCCAAAACAUUCAGACUAUCAAAAUUUCACCUUUAAUUUUGACAAAAGCUCACCAGAUAUUGAUGUUAAAAAAGGGGGUUCUGUCAAUUUAUUGACAUGCAGAAAGUAUCCUUCUCUUGAGGGAAUUGAGCUGUCUGGUAAGCUUUUAAAGCUUGAACCAAAUGCAAUGUUUGGACCAACUUAUUAUGCUGAAGAUUCAGGGGUUGAGCUUACUUAUGUUAUAAAAGGGAGUGGUUGGGUUCAAGUUGUGGGGAUGAAUGGACAAAUUGCAUUGGACACUCAAUUGGAGGCUGGUCAGUUAUUUGCUGUCCCAAAGCUCAAUGUGGUCGCUAUAGGUGCUGGUGAGGAAGGAAUUGAGUGUUUCUCCAUUGUUACAACUUCGAGUCCUAUACUAGGAGAAUUAGCUGGGAACAAAUCAAUAUGGAAAGCGCUAUCUCAUCAAGUGCUACAAGCUUCUCUAGACGUUAGCCCCGAAUUGAGCAAGUUGUUCAUAGAAAACAUCAGCAAGACGAGCAUCAUUACGCCACCAUGAGAGUUUAAUCUCGACAGUCUCCUCUAUUACACAUAUGGUAGCGUCUUCUACGGUUCUUUAUGAACCAUCUUAAUAAAUGUUGUCCUCUGCUCUGCAAUUCAAGAUUAAUAAGUACGGUGCUAAACAUAUCAAUGUUUGUAUUAAAUAAAAAAUAUGGAAUUAUAAAGUGAGUGUUAUAGUUGAAAGUGUAAUGAACCUUGACCUAAACUAGUAUUUUGACAUGGGCGAUGCCGCGGGUCAGUUACAAUUAUCAAAUAUAUUAUUAUUUAUAAA